Molecule: messenger RNA, 5522 nt
Organism: Neodiprion virginianus
Lineage: Eukaryota; Metazoa; Arthropoda; Insecta; Hymenoptera; Diprionidae
Exons: 17
Coding region: 1-5250 (1749 amino acids)
Biological process (GO): protein phosphorylation; positive regulation of kinase activity; cell surface receptor protein tyrosine kinase signaling pathway
Cellular component (GO): signaling receptor complex
Molecular function (GO): transmembrane receptor protein tyrosine kinase activity; ATP binding; protein binding
Source: RefSeq, a predicted model, not a curated record
AUGCGGGUGAUACUUUUGGUAUUAGUUCGUUGUAUCCUGGCUUACGAUAGACGUGAUCCCUCGUGGCGUAAGGACAUAAUUGCUGACGCGUCACAAGUUUUGGCGAGGCUAAACGAACCUGCAAUUCUGUCAUGCAACAUUACGAGUGAGCACUUCACAAAUUUCACAUGGCUAAAAGUUGGGGAUGACGAAAGCGAGGAGAUUGUGCUAAAUCCCGCAACCAAGUUAUGGUGGCACAACGAAACUCUCGGUACAAUGGAGCUUAAAUUUACAAAUGUCACACCCGAAGACAAUGGAUAUUACAUUUGCACGGCGAGAAGAUCUAAUAUCACUAGUUACGAUUACGUGGGUCUCGGAGAGUUCCCAUCUAAUUUGAGUUGGACCGUCGAAGUGCGCGGACCAAAAGCCAUUUCCAUAAAAUGGGACAUCGGCCGGUUUUAUGGCCAGUAUUGGAACUCGAUGUUAAUUCAAUACAGGGAAAAUGGUACCGAUCAAUGGCUAGGAGAAUUCCAAUUUUUUACUCCGGAACGAAUGCCUUCUGCAGGCAGUGUCGUCAUCAUGAAUGAAUUGAAAUCUAGCACCGUUUACGAAAUCAAGGGUGUACUUCCGCUUCAGAGACGUGAUAGCGAAUGGCGUUACGCUUUUUCAAAAUGGGUGACUACGUUUGUUUCCGGAAGAAUUAUUCCAGAGGCCAACACCGUCAUUGCUGAAUCAACCGGACGUGCAGUUCUCUCAUGUGACGUGAUAGGGGGUGGAAUCACAAAUUUUAUGUGGCCAGAAGUUCGAAAUUUUUCCGAAAAAUAUUCUACCAAUUAUCGCUGGAACAGUAAAACCCACGUUACAAUGGAACUGGAAUUUGCUAAUGUCACACUCGACGACUCUGGAGACUACAAAUGCCAGGCGCAAUGUCCCAAAAGCCUUAUAUCAGCAAAUAGCAGACUUCGAGUCGAAAACUUUCAUUCUGUCCUUCUCAAGGUCGGAGCAAUCGGAACAGAUCGCAUUUACGUUAAUUGGAACUAUACAAACUUCCUUGUGCCGUUAAGUCGAGAUGCGUGGGUAGUUUUUGCAACUCCAAAUGAACCCGCAGUUCUCUCGUGUGAAGUUGUAACUCCGUCAAAUUUUACGUGGAUGAAAGAGGGAAAUGGUGGAAUCUAUGAGAAUGUUGACAAUUCUACGAAGAAAAGAAAGUUUUGGCGGAAUGACGAAACUCACGUUACUAUGGAGCUUUACUUCACAAGCGUCACGACCGAGGACUAUGGAACUUACAGAUGCAUUAUAAUAACAUCAACUAGCCUUACUUCGAUUCCUGUCCUCCUCGAAGAUUAUCCAAAUGACUUUAUCUGGACUGUCGCAGUUCAUAAACCAGGAUCUGUUCUCAUAAAGUGGAACUUUGACUUGUUUUACUCAAGACACGUUGAUUCGUUUGGAAUUGAGUAUCGGGAAAAUGGUACGAAUCAACGACUACGGACACCCUUACUUUCCACUCCGGAGCGAAUUGUUACUACAGGUUCUUACACCGUAAAUGCAUUGAAACCCAACACCGUAUACGAAUUCAAGGGCCUAAUUUCAAAUCCGAGGGAUCUGAUCUCCAACAAAGACUCUUACGUUUUUUCAAGAUGGGUGACGACGUCCGAUAAAGUUUCCGCAAGGAUAGUUCCAUGUCGUACCAUUGUUAAUGUUGAGGCACACGAACGUGCAAUUCUGUCAUGUGACGUGAUAGGGAAUCAAAUGACAGGCUUCAUCUGGCAACACAAGGGAAAUUCAAGAAAUUCAACCAAUAUUUGGUCGAACAACAACACUCAUGUUACAAUGGAACUGGAAUUUGCUAAUGUCACGACCGACCAAUCUGGAGAUUACACAUGCCAGGCGAACAGUUCCGGCCAACUUGUAUCAGCGCAGAUUAUUCUCCGAGUCAGUGAAUUUGAUUUUGUCACUUGGAAGGUCGGAGCGAUUGGAACAGAUCGAAUUUACGUCAACUGGAACUAUACAAAUAUCAUUAACGAUUUUACCCAUUACUAUAACGAAUAUAUUGGACUUACAAUUAAAUACAAGGCAGAUAAUACAAAUGAGUGGCACGGACCAGGACAGAUUUUCAAUUCAUCCAUUGAUUCAGUUGCAAGCCACUACGCCAUAAGUGGAUUGAGAAAUUUCACUCUCUAUCAAAUCACUAUCAUAUUUGAUUCAUACAAGCGUCAAUUUCAUGGUGUGGUAGAAUCCGUCGUUCUUUCAAAGUGGGUUUCAACGCUUGAGAAAGAACUGGAUUAUGUUCCAACUGUGCGGAUUGUGAGACAAAUUAUGGACACAAUAACGAUCAGAUGGUCGCAACCAGCGCCAGAGCUCCGGGAAUACAUUGACGCCUAUCUUCUAUCAGUCGAAUACAGUAACAAGACAAACAGACAUUUUCGUUGGGAAAAGUAUAAGGCUGGAUACCAUGAUGAAGCGGUUGUGCACCUUUCACCUUCUAUCAGUUAUGAUCUGCAGGUGCGAGCUUGUUUCGACGAUUACUGUCCCGACCAGCAUGCAAGUGCCGUUAUGGAAGGCGUCAUGACCAGCGAUACAGAUGGAAGACAACACUCACGUGAAGAGCAACAUUCAAAACCUGAUACGGAGUUUCCAGUACUGACAAUCGACGUAACUCGAGAUGAAAAAAAUAUUACUACAAACAGCAAUGCCUCGUUCACUUGCAGCAUCAGUGUUCAGGGAUACGAGGGUUGGUGGACCAAGAAAGGGAAUCGCGUCAGGUCUCUCAAUCAUUCUGACAACGAGAUCAGCUGGACUGUAAUUGUGGAAGAUGCUAGGGAAGGAGGCAGAUACGCUUACACCUGUGAAGCAAGGAUGUCAGAUGAUUGGCGCACUAGUAAAACAAUGCUCGUUACAGUGAUACUGCCCGCGGAAAAUGUAAUCAUAGAUGCUGCAACGGUGUAUUCGAGGCCAUUCGAUCCAACCAUUCUGUCGUGCGACUUCUUUGGAUAUCGAUUGUCGAAUUUCAAGUGGCGAACAUUCUGGACUUAUGGCGGACGACAAUUCGACAAAGUUUCCAGUGUGUCAAAGUUCAACGAAACUCACAUCAGGAUAACUGUGUCAAAUUCAAUUGACGCCAUGAACGUGGAUACUGGGAAGUACGAAUGCGAGGCGACGAAUCACAGACUUCAAUACAUCCGCGGAUCCAUUCGUCUCGAUGUCGCCAACGAAUCACCCUUGCAAUUAAACGCCUACACCAUCGGGUCCAAGCUCGUUUGCUUACGCUGGUUCGACAUGGAAUCCCGAGGAGACACGCAUCUGGUACAAUCUUUUCAAAAUGGUUCUCGUGACUGGCAAGAUGCGUUUUCGGUGCCAGUUGUAGGAAACAAGUACUAUAGUGGCUACGUUGUGAGGCAAUUCACACGCAACACUUCCUACUGGUUCAAGGUCGUUGUCGUCAGCGCGGGUGAAAGACUCGCAAGCACUUAUUCCAGCUGGAUUACCCCUACGGAAAAAGACAUUGCGUACUUUCCGAACAUCACCUUGACAUCGAAGUCGAGAAAUUCGAUCGCUAUCGAAUGGCCGAUUCCAACAGAAGAGCUACGUGAUCACAUAAACGUGUACCAAAUAUCAGUCAACUACACGUACAAUGGGAGCAAGAUUGUUUAUUCACAAAAUACUACGCAAACUCAUUUUGUUCUGGGAAAACUUCAGCCUUUAACCAGCCAUGACUUGGAAGUAAGAGCUUGCUUCAGUGCCGUUAGUACGGAUUGUUAUUCGAGUGACGUUCGGAGAGGGGUUUUCACCAACAGCAUAGAUGGGGAAAACAUUACUCCAUAUGAGGAACCCGGGACUCAAGUCGAAACAUGGAUAACUCGGAUAGGAACAGUUGUGCUCCUUCUCAUCGUUCUGGGAACCUGGCAGUUUUACAGUAAAUCAAAGAAGCGGAAGAUUGCUAGAGAAAGACUCGCCUAUUUCUACUGCGAGGAACCGAUUUUUUUCAAUCCAGAACUUGCCAUCAGUGAUCAAGCCGAUUUAUUACCUUACAAUAAGAAAUGGGAAUUUCCACGAAAGCUACUGAAACUUGACGAGGAACUAGGAAGUGGCUCAUUUGGAAUAGUCUGGAAAGCCAGGGCGAAAACGAUCCGUCGACCCGAGGCGAUUUCGGUGGUCGCAGUCAAAACGGUACGACCAACAGCCAGCCUUCGCUGCAUGAAAGCCCUUCUUCGCGAACUCAAAAUUCACAUCUAUCUCGGUCACCAUCCUAACAUCGUCAGCCUUCUUGGUGCUUGUACGAGGAAUCUUGAUUACGGCCAACUCUUAGUCAUCGUGGAAUUUUGCCGCUUCGGGAACUUGCACGACUACUUGUGGCGCUGCAGGUCAAAGUUCGUCGACGAAUUGAAUACCGACUCCGAGAAAAUCCAUGAAUUCCAUGCUGAUGCUGACCCGAUCAACGUUGAAACGAAUAGUACAAACUCGGCACUGCGUCAGAAUGAUACCACUUCAUUUGUGGAAGAUUCAUGUGACAGCAACGAUCAUCCGGGUACCAGUACAAGGGUGGAAGAUUUGGCCGCCGACAGCAACUCGCAAUCACCGGAAAUUAAACCAUCGUCCAAGUACCCGGGUGAUUUCACGAAUGCGGAAUUGGAUCCGGUUCGCACGCAAGACUUGGUGUCUUGGGCUUGGCAGAUUUCCCGCGGCAUGCAAUAUCUUGCGGCUAAAAAGGUGCUGCACGGUGAUUUGGCAGCCAGGAACGUACUGCUUUCCGAAGACAACAUCGUCAAGAUAUGUGACUUUGGCUUGUCCAAAUCCCUCCAGGAAGACGACAAUUGCAAGGACGAGGGAAACGACCCUCUUCCCGUAAAGUGGAUGGCCAUCGAAUCGCUCAAAGACGGAAUAUUUUCGGUAAAAUCGGACGUCUGGUCGUUCGGGGUCGUUUUGUGGGAAUUAUUCUCGCUCGCCAAAACUCCUUACCCCGAAGUGAACCCCGAAAACAUGUGCAAAACACUUAUCGAUGGUUAUCGCAUGAAGCAACCUAAGUACGCACCCAAAAGCAUUUAUCGGAUGAUGCUGCAAUGUUGGAAAGCAAAUCCAUCAGAUCGACCCUCUUUCGUUGAUCUUGAGCGCAGUAUCGGUGAUCUAAUAGAGGACAAAGUGAGAAUGCAUUACAUCGAGUUGUACAGUCGACGUUACAAGACGUACACCGAAAUCACGGAAUUCCGGAAUACAAGGACCCCCGAAAAUCAUGAUCCAAACAUCCUACAGGAACCAAGCGAACCGCAUGAUUGACGUUUUAUUACCCAGGCUUUAGAUAAUAAAUUCAUUCGGUCAACAAACGUAAUUUCUUACAAACUUCGCCUAAUCAACUUUCACUAAAACUUCAAGAACCUGUCUUUACCCUUCUCACGAUGAUUUUACCAAACUUUUUCUGACUUCGGUGGAUCGUAUACUGAGAGAAAUUUUUAGUUCCGGUUACCGCUCAGUCGUUAACUAUUUUCAUUUUUUACCACAAUCGAAAAAUAUAGUUCUGGGUAGGAAAUGAAAAUUAGUUUUAUAUCUGU